Penicillium daleae is the source of this 1086-nucleotide messenger RNA. RefSeq names its product 3-oxo-5-alpha-steroid 4-dehydrogenase family protein. Gene Ontology annotation, biological process: lipid metabolic process. Lineage: Eukaryota; Fungi; Ascomycota; Eurotiomycetes; Eurotiales; Aspergillaceae. Gene Ontology annotation, molecular function: oxidoreductase activity, acting on the CH-CH group of donors. Bases 1 to 1086 code for a protein of 361 amino acids. The record is from RefSeq and is a predicted model, not a curated record. The transcript is spliced from 2 exons.
AUGGGUAUGGCCCUAUCCACCACUUGGGCAUCGCUUCCGUCUACCACGGAGUUCUUUCCUCCAACUCCAGCGGCGUACACGACCGUCCUCGCCGUUUUCCAGUACUUCCCGGUGUGCACUAUCCUGCAAUGGCUACUCUCCUGGCACCCGGCGGGUAAGACAUCCCUCAAGAGCUCCAUCUUCAACAUUCCAGGCCGAGUCGCCUGGUGCGCCAUGGAGAUCGUUGGUCCCAUCAACCUGCUCUACAGCCUCUCUCAGACCACACCCUCCUUGACUGAGCUGCCCGCAAUCAACCAGUUGGUUGUGGCUCUCUACUGCGCGCACUAUGCCAACCGCGCCGUGAUCUCACCCUUCUUCUCGGCACCGAGUAUGUCGCCCAUUCAUGUUUUUGUGAUGGUCAGUGCCAUGGGCUUCAACUGGUUGAACUCGUCGUGUCUGGCUGGGUGGUUAUCCGGUUACGAGAUCCCCAUUGCCGGAUUCCGCACCAACGGCGCCGAGGCACUGGUUUCUUCUUCCCUGUCUUCCGAUUCGCUCCCUCUGAUUCGAAUCCUUCCCGUCGUCGGGACUGCUCUGUUUGUCAUCGGCAUGGCAGGUAACAUUUACUCGGAGACGUCACUUUUCCGUCUCAGAAGGGAAGAAGCCGGGAAGCGUUCUGCGAAGAAAUCAGAUGACAAAGCCCCCGCUAACGGCAAGACCAAAUUCCACAAGGUCUAUGUCAUCCCGCCCGUAGAGGGCGUCUUCCGAACUAUCCUGUACCCGCACUACGUCUUCGAGUGGCUGGAGUGGACUGGAUUCGCCCUUGCUGGAGUCGCGGUGUUCCCCCUUUCUCUAUCUACCAAGGUCGGCACUGCCACAGGUGCGGGCGUUGCUCCACCGCUUCGGCCUGCGCCGUGGAUCAUUCCUGUGGCGUGGGUGGCGGAUCGAUUUGGAGUUCCUCUCCCCCUGCCCGCUGUGUUGUUCGUGGUUAAUGCCGUUGCGAAUAUGCUACCCCACGCACGCUGGGGACGGAAAUGGUAUGUUGAGAAGUUUGGGGAUAAGGGCGUUGCUGGAAGGGGUGCUGUGGUGCCUUGGUGCGAAUUCAUGUGA